Molecule: messenger RNA, 3135 nt
Organism: Malania oleifera
Lineage: Eukaryota; Viridiplantae; Streptophyta; Magnoliopsida; Santalales; Ximeniaceae
Product: potassium transporter 4
Exons: 9
Coding region: 456-2810 (784 amino acids)
Biological process (GO): cell tip growth; potassium ion transmembrane transport
Cellular component (GO): membrane
Molecular function (GO): potassium ion transmembrane transporter activity
Source: RefSeq, a predicted model, not a curated record
UCACCAAAAUUGGAUCAAAAAAAUAGGUGAUCAACUUGUCAGUUCGAUUUGAUCUGGUUUUAUGGUUUGAUUUGGUUUUUCAAUUUUUAUUGUCCAUUCAAUUUUCCAAUUUUUCGGUUCUUCCGAUUUUUAGUACACGGGGAAGACGCGUACGCGCACUUCUCUUCGUCAUCCUCAUUCCCCACCACAACAAUUAAACAUAUAAGGAGCGGAUGAUGUAUGAUGAUGAUGAUGUAUAUAUAUAUAUAUAUUAUAUAAAUAAGCAUAAACAGGAAAGCACAGAGCUGUAGGGACUUCUUGGCGUUUGCUCACUCUGCAUUUUCGUUCAUCUUCCCAAUUCCGACAACACCGCCUCCCUCCGUAUUGGAUCCAUUCCUACUGGAUAAUGGCCGCAGGACAUAAUUAGGGAAACCCCAUCCCCACCGUCAAGAACUUUGAGGAACACAGCACCGGCAAUGGAGUCGGAAUCUGGAAUCUCUCCUCCCCGAAACCCGUCCCAGCUAUCUUGGGUGAAUCUUUCCAGAAACUUGAUAUUAGCUUACCAAAGCUUUGGUGUGGUUUAUGGAGACUUGAGCACUUCGCCUCUCUAUGUUUAUACUAGCAUAUUCAUAGGAAAGUUACAGGAUCAUCAAAAUGAGGAAGUAAUAUUUGGCGCAUUCUCCUUGAUUUUCUGGACAUUUACACUGAUUCCAUUGCUUAAGUAUGUUUUCAUCCUACUAAGUGCAGAUGAUAAUGGGGAAGGUGGGACAUUUGCUCUUUAUUCGCUGCUUUGUAGGCACGCAAGGUUCAGUUUGCUUACCAAUCAACAAGCAGCUGAUGAGGAGCUCUCCGCAUACAAGUAUGGGCCCUCAAUGCACACAGCAGCAUCAUCCUCUUUGAAGAGAUUUCUUGAGAAGCAUAAAAGGCUGCGGACAGUCCUACUUGUUGUGGUGUUAUUGGGUGCUUCCAUGGUUAUAGGUGAUGGUGUGCUCACUCCUGCAAUUUCAGUUCUAUCAUCUGUAUCAGGGCUGCAUGCUACAGAAUCAAAAUUAACCAAGGGUGAACUCCUCCUGAUUGCAUGUGUCAUAUUGGUGGGCCUGUUUGCUCUGCAGCACUUUGGCACCCACAGGGUAGCAUUUAUGUUUGCUCCCAUUGUUCUUAUCUGGUUGUUGUCAAUUUUUGCAAUUGGGCUGUACAAUACGAUAUAUUGGAAUCCAAAAGUUGUGCUCGCGUUUUCUCCACAUUAUAUUAUUAGGUUCUUUAGUCAGACCGGCAAAGAUGGCUGGAUUUCUCUUGGAGGUAUCCUUCUUUCAAUAACAGGUACAGAAGCUAUGUUUGCUGAUCUUGGUCAUUUCACUGCCUUGUCAAUAAGGCUUGCAUUUGCAUUUGUUAUAUAUCCCUGUUUGGUUGUACAAUAUAUGGGUCAGGCUGCUUUCCUGUCUAAAAACCGAUCUUCUUUUCGUAACAGUUUCUAUGACUCAAUACCUGAAAGUGUGUUUUGGCCCAUCUUUGUCAUUGCCACCCUUGCUGCUAUAGUUGGCAGUCAGGCUGUGAUCACUGCUACCUUUUCCAUCAUUAAACAGUGCCAUGCCCUUGGUUGCUUUCCGCGAGUUAAAAUUGUUCACACCUCAAAGCAUAUACAUGGGCAGAUUUACAUCCCGGAAAUAAAUUGGAUUCUAAUGAUACUUACUCUUGCUAUUACUAUCGGAUUUCAGGACACAACUAUAAUCGGAAAUGCUUAUGGUGUUGCUUGCAUGACGGUUAUGAUCAUCACUACAUGUCUCAUGGCACUUGUCAUAUUCUUCCUUUGGCAGAGAAGUUUUCUUCUGGCUUUGGUAUUCCUUCUCUUCUUUGGGUUCAUUGAGGGUGUGUAUUUAACAGCGGCAUUGAUGAAAGUUCCUCAGGGAGGAUGGGUUCCUAUUGUGCUCUCGCUUAUCUUUAUGUUUAUUAUGUACAUUUGGCACUAUGGGACCCGCAAGAAGUACAACUUUGAUCUGCAUAACAAAGUCCCAUUAAGAUGGUUACUUGGCCUCGGUCCUAGCCUUGGUAUUGUCCGCGUACCUGGGAUUGGCUUUAUAUACUCAGAAUUGGCAACUGGUGUCCCUCCAAUUUUUUCUCACUUUGUAACAAACCUCCCUGCUUUCCACAAGGUGUUAGUUUUUGUUUGUGUAAAAUCGGUUCCAGUCCCAUACGUUUCACCAGAGGAGCGCUUCCUCAUUGGCCGGGUUUGCCCUAGACCAUACCGUAUGUAUCGGUGCAUUGUGAGGUAUGGGUACAAGGACAUUCAGCGGGAUGAUGGAGACUUUGAGACUCAGCUCAUCCAAAGCAUAGCAGAGUUCAUCCUGAUGGAAGCCGUAGAACCACAAUUUGCAACCUCUGAGAGUUCGACCCUUGAUGGGAGAAUGGCCGUUAUUAGCACCAGAACCGCGCAGUCAAGCUUGAGCUUAGUAGCAUCUGAGGAGGAGGAUGUUAGUGUUAGCAACACCUUUCAGAGCAGCAAAUCUUCAACUCUCCAGGGUCUGCGUUCUGUUUAUGAUGAUGACAACCCUCAGGUCAGGAGGCGCCAAGUUAGGUUUCACUUGCCAGAAAGCCCUGGUAUGGAUCCUGCAGUUAAGGAAGAGCUGUUGGAUUUGAUCCAGGCUAAGGAGGCAGGGGUUGCAUACAUAAUGGGACACUCGUACGUGAAGGCGAGGAGAUCUUCCUCAUUUUUGAAGAAGCUUGUGAUCGACAUAGGCUAUUCGUUUCUCCGUAAGAAUUGUCGGGGCCCGGCCGUUGCUCUUAAUAUUCCACACAUCAGCCUAAUUGAAGUUGGCAUGAUAUACUAUGUCUAAUCACUAUUGCCUCGCACAAGUGAGAAGGAAGUUGCUGAAUGGAUUAAGCUCUCUGGAUAUGGUCAAGCGAAAAAAAGGGCUCUCUGGAUAUGUAUUUCUUUCUCUCUCUCAUGGAUAGAUGUUCAUAUUGCCUUGCACGAGGGAUAAGGAAGGUGCUGGAACGGUUAAGCUCGCUGGAUAUGCAUAUAUCUAACCGUUUCUCUCUCCCUCUCUCUCUCUCUCUCUCUAUGUACAGAAAUCCUUAGCUUUUAUAGUGGAUUCUAUUGAAUGGGCCAAGCAGGCUUUUGAUCUUAAUUGCAAUUCAAUCAUGAAUGGGAUUUUUACU